Messenger RNA from Gymnodraco acuticeps, 453 nucleotides. Its product is annotated as mitochondrial import inner membrane translocase subunit TIM50-like. NCBI's taxonomy places the organism in Eukaryota, Metazoa, Chordata, Actinopteri, Perciformes, Bathydraconidae. The record is from RefSeq and is a predicted model, not a curated record. The transcript is spliced from 3 exons. The annotation marks the transcript as partial.
GCCGGGCACCGUGCUGAAGCUGAAACCUCCAACAUGUCGGCUGUGUUCCCCAUGUGUUUGCGGACGACCAGGGGCCUCCUGAGGCUCAGGAACUGGGCAGAAGGUGCCUCUUCCCCGGCUGUGCUGGACCUGGUCCGGACCCUCUCAACGGACAAGCCUCCAGCCGGGAAUAGCAGUGCUACGGGCGGAUUGGCUCAGGCUAUUUUACAGACGAAGCUCCAGCAGCAGAGUCAGCCUGGUGAGGGGGAGAAGGAGGGAGAACAGAAGCAGGAGAAGAAGCAGAAUGACAACACGGCCUACGCUAAGAAGAUAGUUCUUAGACUGGCGGCUUUAAUGGGGGUCGGAGGAGCCGUGGGCAUGAUCUACCUGUUCGGCACCAACUCGCAAGACGAUCAAGGAAACGUGGUGAGUGUUACUGUCACACACACACACACACACACACUCUUUCUACAG